AUGUCACACAACUCCCUCGUGGCGGAACCUGAUUCAGUUGCUGAUCAGCCAGAACUUUCAGCUUCAUCAACUUUAAACGCAGACCUCCCACGUUUUCCUGGCACGCUGAAUGUGAAUGCGUUAGCUGAAGAACAGGUAUUCAAGAUCCAGCCUGACUCUGCCUUCAAGGAGGAUGUAGUUCACAAGCUCAACAAAAUAUGUUAUGAUAAUGAGUUGGAAAUUUUGACCCCAGUUCUUAGAUCUAAUGACACGUUCCAAGACAGCUCUGUGAUGCCCGUUCCAGGCAGUGCGCCGAACGAUGGAAAUCAGGAGUUUGAUUUUAGGCAGAAAUCUCUUCAAAGAUCCCUUCCAGAAACAGUAUUAAAGGAACUCAACAAUAUUACGGAACCAAAGGAGGGUAUAGAGAAAAACUUUGAUAAAGAGUCCUCACAAGUGGGUACUUCCGAUCACUCUUCGAAUUCUACUGGGGCCGACUUUGCAGAAGUUCACAACGACCCUUCCUCUAAAUCUUCCUUCCAAUCACGUGCAUUACAGGCUUCACCCACAAAUACAAAUGUGCAGGAAACCAUGAUUCAUUCUACGCCAGUAUAUUCACCACACCAUACCUCAAAAACACUCUCACCCACUAAACAGAGGGUAACUUCAAGUUCUCGGCCUCCUAGUAGAAAGCACAAAGUGAAAGGGGUCCUAAGUAGCUUCGUGAGCUCAAUCAAGGGUGAAAAUUAUUUGGGAUCUCAAUCUAGGAGUUUGAACUUGAACGGGGUAAUUCAACAUUCAACUGAUUCUCCUUCUUUGAGCAUUUCCACACCUUAUGGUUACAAGCAUGUGCAAUCUGUAAAGUAUGAUAAUUCCACUGGAUCAUUUCAAGGACUUCCAGAAUCCUGGCAACGCGUCCUAAGCGAUAGUGGGAUCUCAAAGACGGAGCAGCAGUCUAACCCUCAGGCAGUAAUGGAUAUCGUUAACUUUUACAAGAAUAACAUGAACACUGAAGAGGAUCGUUUCAUGCAGUUUAACAUUGACCAAGCCUCCAAACACAGUUUAGAUUCGACUCAUUCUACUUCCAACGAAGAAAUUUCUGAUAAUUAUGAAGCUUUGGGAAUCCAAGAGACUAGCUUGAAAAGGCUGUCGACUCCCGUUCUAUCCCAUAAGGGAAAAUUUAGUUCUAGUUUCGAGUUGGCGUCUCCUGCUCAGAUAUAUCCUCCUCCAGAAGAUUCGACUUUCAUUCCUUCUCGUCCUCCUCCGAAGCCGCCGUCUUCCAAAACCCCCAUUACAAAAUCUGCAUCAACGUUCGCAACUUCAGGGUCUCCUAGACUGGGUCUACACUACAAUGGCGUGCCAAAUGUACAUCCUUCUCCAAGUUCAUUUAUUAGCUCUUUAUCGCGUAAGAUCUCAACCAAGUCUACAAAAUCAUCCUCUUCCUCACCAAGAAAUGUUGUCAUUGGAUCUCCUUUGGUUCCUAAGGGGCAGUCUCAGUUCACACAACAAAAUCUGCAGCCGCAACAGCAGCUGGAACACGAACAAUCAAACCAGCAGCAACAGCAAGAACAGCCACUAUCCAACACUCGUAUAAUGAGGCCGAACAGACCGGCUCCACCCCCUCCAGUUGUUAGAUUGUCACCCAGAACAGAAAAAGUACCUCCAACCCCGUUGGGUGCGAAUUCGGGCAAGCAAAGGAGCUCAAAGGAAGUUAAACAACGCAGUGAACGAAAACAGGAAGAAAAGAAAUGUAGAGACAAAUUGAUACUCAAUAAGUUGAAUAGCAUCUGCUCUGCAGGUGACCCUACUGCUAAGUACGAAAACUUUGUCAAAGUUGGGAAAGGAGCUUCCGGUGAUGUUUAUACUGCGAAUGAAAUAGGAACACGGUCUUGCGUGGCUAUAAAAAGGAUGUACUUACAAAAGCAGCCCAAGAAAGAACUAAUAAUAAACGAAAUCUUGGUAAUGAAAGGAUCCAAACACAAGAAUAUUGUGAACUUUAUUAAUUCCUAUGUUCAGGACAACAACCUGUGGGUUGUGAUGGAGUAUAUGGAAGGUGGAUCCCUGACGGACAUUGUCACGCAUAGUGUUAUGUCUGAAGGGCAGAUCGGUGCCGUUUGUAAAGAGACGUUAGAAGGUUUGUUGUUCCUGCAUUCUAAAGGCAUCAUUCAUCGCGAUAUCAAGUCUGAUAACAUUUUACUUUCACUAAGUGGAGAAAUUAAGAUCACAGAUUUUGGGUUUUGCGCGCAGAUCAAGGAAUACAACUUAAAGCGUACAACAAUGGUAGGUACUCCUUAUUGGAUGGCUCCAGAGGUUGUGUCCAGAAAAGAAUAUGGACCUAAAGUCGACCUCUGGUCUUUAGGAAUAAUGGUUAUUGAAAUGAUUGAAGGUGAACCUCCUUACUUGAAUGAGACACCUUUGAGGGCUUUGUUUUUAAUAACUACUAACGGAACUCCUAAAUUGGAAGAGCCAGACAUUUUGAGUGGCGGUUUGAAGUCGUUCCUUCAAUCAUGUUUAGAGGUUAAUCCUGAACGACGUGCGGAUGCCAUCCAGUUGCUGCAGCAUCCUUUCAUACUCAAUGCUGACCCUAUAUCCUCGUUGAUUCCUUUAGUGAAUGCUGCUAGAUUGCAGAAAUUGUCAGACGAUGUAUCGGAUAACGGUGAUAUUAAGGGAGAUGCUUUGGGAGACUAG
This is a messenger RNA of Komagataella phaffii GS115, 2664 nucleotides long. RefSeq lists its product as hypothetical. The record is from RefSeq and is a predicted model, not a curated record. Gene Ontology annotation, biological process: intracellular signal transduction; protein phosphorylation; regulation of MAPK cascade. Gene Ontology annotation, molecular function: ATP binding; protein serine/threonine kinase activity. NCBI's taxonomy places the organism in Eukaryota, Fungi, Ascomycota, Pichiomycetes, Pichiales, Pichiaceae. Gene Ontology annotation, cellular component: cytoplasm. The transcript has a single exon. The coding region runs from base 1 to 2664 and encodes 887 amino acids.